AUGCUGCCUAUAGGCCGCAGGUACAAGUUCAUAGGCUUGGAGGACGGCACUUUUGAUCUUUUCAUAGGCGUCCUGCCUAGACAGACCAGAACAAGCUUCCUGAGCCUUACCCGGUGCAGCGCAGCCUUGGAUCCGCAGUGGAACCACAGUCCGCCCGGGCGCCCAGCCUUCGGGCCGGAGACGCUCCAUACCAGCAACUACUCUCUGGUGUUACUGAUCCAGCUCAGCCUGCUCUCCUUUGACCUGUUUGUCAACUCCUUCAGUGAGCUGCUGAGGACUGAGCCAGCUGUGCAGCUGGUACUUUUCAUAAUCCAGGACAUUGCCAUCCUGUUUAACCUGAUCAUCAUUCUGUUGAUGCUGUUCAACACCUAUGUGUUCCAGGUUGGACUGGUUGCCAUAUUGCUGGAGCGGUUUAGAACCAUGCUAAUGCUAUCUGCUCUUUACUUGACCUUCAGCAUCAUUCUCCAUUCUUGGCUUAUGAAUCUGCGCUGGUUAAAUACAAACAGAUUUAUUUGGACCGACGGUCUUCAGGUGCUUUUUGUGUUCCAAAGAGCUGCUUCUGUGCUGUACUACUACUUCUACAAGAGGACCUCAGAGUAUCUGGGUGACCCUCGCCUCUAUGAGGAUUCGCCGUGGCUGAGAGAUAUGUUUUCACGGGUCAGACAAUGAUCUCUCUGCAAUAGAUCACACCAACACUCAGAUGCCUAGUUUAAAAACGGCAUUAAAAGAAUAUCAAAAUACAGUAUGUUACAAAGAAAACCCAAAACAAAGAACUGGUCACUGUAAUCCAUUUGGUUUUAAAGGAAAUUUAUUCAGGGCCCAUUCUAACACAUCCUUCGUGAACUAUUUGACAAGCUCAAAAUAAUAUUUCACAACAUUUCCUUUCAACACAGAGAGGAUUGUGCCAAAAUUUAGAAAGGUGUCUUAGAACAAAAACACCACAAAGUGUCAUGAGGGCUUGUUUUCCUGCAUAAAUGAUAACAAAAGAAUGACAUCAAAUGUGAAAUAGUAAAUGUUUUAUAUCCUGCUGGUACCAGUCACCAUAUAGCCUCUUUUCUUUGUUUUUGUAUUUAAACAAAAAAAACAAAAACACUAUAUUGCAAUUGUUUUAUAUAGAUUUGAGAUUAUGGUGUUGCUUUAACUGUGUUUGUUAUGUUGAUAUUGAUCAGAGCUUAACUUUUAUGGCUCAACCGGUUACUUAUCCUCACUGUCUGUGAAAUCUAAGUCAUCAUGUACAUCUGAACUCUCUGUAUUUAAUUUUCAUACACUACACAUGCUGAAAACCCAAUAAAAUGUUGUUU
Pundamilia nyererei is the source of this 1301-nucleotide messenger RNA. RefSeq names its product transmembrane protein 138-like. The record is from RefSeq and is a predicted model, not a curated record. Gene Ontology annotation, cellular component: cilium. Bases 1 to 669 code for a protein of 222 amino acids. Lineage: Eukaryota; Metazoa; Chordata; Actinopteri; Cichliformes; Cichlidae. The transcript has 5 exons.